Molecule: messenger RNA, 3220 nt
Organism: Magnolia sinica
Lineage: Eukaryota; Viridiplantae; Streptophyta; Magnoliopsida; Magnoliales; Magnoliaceae
Product: protein RDM16
Exons: 6
Coding region: 80-2836 (918 amino acids)
Biological process (GO): mRNA splicing, via spliceosome
Cellular component (GO): U4/U6 x U5 tri-snRNP complex
Source: RefSeq, a predicted model, not a curated record
AAUCGUCCCUUCCCGACUCCCCAUCGACAGAAAAAUCCUCCUGAAGGGCUGAGAGAGAGAGAGAGAGAGAGAGAGAGAGAUGGAUAGGGUUUCCGAAAGAGAGAAAUCGAGCAGAAAAUCCAGAGACGACACAGAUAGAGACUCCCCCAAACGCCACCACCGAGAUCGAGAUCGAGAUCGCGAUCAUCGCAGCAGCCGCGACGGUAGAUCGCGGGACACCGAAGAUGAUCACCGUAGCAGCCACGACGGUAAAUUGCGGGACACCGAAGAUAAUCGGCACCACCACCAUCACAGCAGCCACGAAAAGCACCGACGCGAUCGGUCCCCUUCGAAAGAAGAUGAUGCCUUCAAACACAAGCCUCAGAAACACCGGCACGAUCGGUCCCCUUCAAAAGAAGACGAUGCCGCCAAGAACAAGCCUCAGAAGCACCGGCACGAUGGGUCCCCUUCGAAAGAAGACGAUGCCUCCAAAUACAAGUCUCAGAAGCACAGAGACUCCGACCAGCAUCGGUUGAAAGAUCGCCCGCAGGAUCUCGUUAAGCGCGACCGGACAAAUGGGAGAGAGGGUAGCCGCGAUGGGGAUCACGAAGAAUCCUUGGAGCGGCGGUCUUCAUCUUCCUUGCAUAAGAGGAAAGAUCACGGCGAUGAGCGGUCAGAUCGCAGUGAAAAGCGAGCUAGGGUUUCGGAGGAGAGGAGAGAGAGGCGGCGGUUCGAGGAUAGGGCUGUUGUGGAAGAUGAGGGUUCUAGGGAUAUGAAUGGGAUUAGUAGGAAAGAGAGGGGAGAGAGGCGGAAAUUUGAGGAAAAGGAGGCGGUAGAUGCCCAAGAAGAGAAGAAAUAUGCUGUAAAUGAGUCAUCCGAUAUCGUUCGCAGUGCCGUCGCUUCAAAUGGGAGCAGUUCUGUUGGUAAUGGUGCUGCUCUGGGACCGCUCAAUGUGGCACUGCCUGAAACAUCUUCUGCUUCCAAUGACCCCCUUCCCACAAAGGUAUCUUCAAUUUCUACCACCAAUGAAAAUAAGGGAGUUAGUGUUACCAGAUCUCAUGAGGUUCAUGGAAACUCCAGUACAGAUGGGACAACAACUUCAGCUGCUGGCAAAGGCGGAAAUCUGUCUCUUGAUGCUUUAGCGAAAGCUAAGAGAGUGUUACAAAUGCAGAAGGAACUGAAAGAAAAAUUGAAUAAAGCUCCACAGGUAGGACUAAACAAGGAGGGACUCAAAGUUCCUUCAAACUCUCCAGCACCUGCUAUGGUUGCUUCUGCAGCCCCCAUUCCAGCAGUACCGAGCACAUCAGCCUUGCCAAUUGCGGCUGCAGCAUCAGCGAAUCCACCUGCAGGUGGUAUGGCAGCUCUUGCUGGGAUUACAUCCAUACCAAAUAUAGAAGCUGUAAAACGAGCACAGGAACUAGCUUCCAAGAUGGGAUUUCACCAGGACCCGGAGUUUGCUCCUCUCAUAAAUAUGUUUCCUGGACAGAUGUCGACAGACGUGGUCGUGCAGCAGAAACCAGCCAAGACGCCUGUUCUGCGUCUAGAUGCACUCGGUAGAGAAAUAGAUGAGCAUGGAAAUGUAAUCAAUAUGCCUAAGCUGACUAAUCUCAGUACCUUAAAGGUCAACAUCAACAAACAGAAAAAAGAAGCAUUCCAAAUACUCAGGCCCGAAUUGGAUGCUGAUACAGAAUCAAAUCCUCAUUUCGAUGAGAGAAUGGGUGUAAAUAAAACGAAGAUUCUGAGGGCCAAGAGGAUGACAUUUCAGUUUGUGGAAGAAGGCAAGUGGUCGAAACAGGCAGAAAUAAUCCGAUUCAAGAGCCAAUUUGGGGAAGCACAAGCAAAAGAGCUCAAGACAAAGCAAGCGCAGCUUGCCAAAGCAAAGGCAGAUCUUGAUAUCAACCCAAAUCUGAUUGAGGUCUCGGAAAGAGUUAUUACCAAAGAAAAACCCAAGGACCCAAUCCCCGAUGUUGAGUGGUGGGAUGUGCCACUUUUAGUUUCUGGUAACUACAGUGAUGUGACUGAUGAUAACAUCGCCGACGACAAGCUGAAGAUGGAUAAAAUUACAAUUUACAUAGAACAUCCUCUUCCAAUUGAGCCCCCGGCUGAACCUGUGCCACCCUCGCCACAACCUCUGAAGCUAACGAAAAAGGAACAGAAGAAAUUACGGACUCAGCGUCGCCUUUCCAAGGAAAAGGGGAGGCAGGAUAUGAUACGGCAAGGUCUAAUAGAGCCUCCAAAGCCCAAGGUCAAGAUGAGCAAUCUUAUGAAAGUGCUUGGCUCUGAAGCUACUCAAGACCCAACAAGACUUGAAAUGGAAAUCCGCAGCGCUGCUGCUGAGCGCGAACAAGCCCACGUCGACAGAAACAUUGCUCGCAAGCUCACCCCGGCAGAGCGCCGGGAGAAGAAAGAAAGGAAGCUCUUUGACGAUCCGAGCACAUUGGAGACCAUCGUUUCUGUCUACAGGAUCAAUGACCUCUCGCACCCACAAACACGCUUCAAGGUCGACGUGAAUGCCCAAGAGAACCGACUGACAGGUGUCGCGGUGAUGUCGGACAGCAUCACUGUUGUGGUUGUAGAAGGGGGGAGCAAGCCCAUUAAAAGGUACUGGAAGCUGAUGCUCAGGCGGAUCAACUGGGCCGCUGCCGUGGCAGAUGAGGAAGAGGGAGCUGAAAAUGACGAAGAUGCACCCGUGAACAAAUGCGCGCUAGUGUGGCAGGGCAGUGUUGCGAAACCAAGUUUCAAUAGGUUCCUCAUCCACCAGUGCAGGACUGAAGCUGCUGCACAUAAGGUGUUCUCUGAUGCUGGGGUUGGACACUAUUGGGAUCUGGCUGUCAACUUCUCUGAUGAUCAAAUAUAGGAGAACGGUGGCGAUUAGGAUAUUCCAAUUGGACCUUAGCAAGUGUUGCACGCAUUGGAAGUGCGUAUUUUGUUGGUUGAUAAGCGCAACAAGCUAAGCGUCUGUCCUUCGAUCGACGCUAAAGUUCAGAUGCUUCUGUUGUUGCUUUUGAGCGGCAUCCAUUGGUGGAGAAGAAGAAAUUUGAGAUAAUAGUGGUACAGUGUGCAGGUCGCGAUUUGCUUAGUCACAUCGACUUGCUGACGGUAACUCACUUUCCAAUUUUUCGUGGCUUUCUGUGUUUACGUUUCAACAUUUUAGAAAGAUAUGCAUAUGAAGGGUAUUUGAAUUUGGUGUCGCAAUGUUAACAAUCGGCUGAUAUUGAAACUAGGGUUUCAAAGGUCCAAA